ACAGGAAUGAACGAGCAUGGAGAUUUGAAAUUGCACUGAUUGGGAGGGAGCUCAGGUUAGGUUCGGACCACCUCCACACCGGCCCUCUUUAAAGACAAGCGGGCUGAGGCCUGGAGCUCAAAGCUCCACCGAACGCUCACCUGGCCCGGCAUCAGGCGGCGGAGGAGCCCGGAGCCCCGCGCCGAGGGCACGGAGCAGGGCAGAACGCCGAGCCGCAGGCACCCGCACAUCCAGGAUGAUAGGCGACAUUGCAAGAAAUCUCUACGGCCAGCCGCUCAGGGGGCUCCGAGGAAAACACCAAGUUCGGGGAUCCGGGCGGGGAGCCCAGUGAGGCCGCAGCCCCGCGCGCCUUGGGCGAAAAUCUUGGAAAAUGUAUACAAGUCAUGAAGACAUUGGGUAUGAUUUUGAAGAUGACCCCAAAGACAAAAAGACACUUAAACCCCACGCAAAUAUCGAUGGAGGAUGGGCUUGGAUGAUGGUCCUUUCCUCUUUCUUUGUGCACAUCCUCAUCAUGGGCUCCCAGAUGGCCCUGGGGGUCCUCAACGUGGAGUGGCUGGAAGAAUUCCACCAGAGCCGCGGCCUGACCGCGUGGGUCAGCUCCCUCAGCAUGGGCAUCACCUUGAUCGUGGGACCUUUCAUCGGCUUGUUCAUCAACACCUGCGGCUGCCGCCGGACCACGAUCAUCGGGGGGCUCGUGAACUCGCUCGGCUGGGUGUUGAGUGCCUACGCCGCGAACGUUCACUACCUCUUUAUUACCUUCGGAGUGACAGCUGGCUUCGGGAGCGGGAUGGCCUACCUGCCGGCCGUGGUCAUGGUGGGCAGGUACUUUCAGAAGAGGCGCGCCCUUGCCCAGGGCCUCAGCACCACAGGGACGGGGUUUGGCACCUUCCUCAUGACGGUCCUGCUGAAGUACCUGUGCGCAGAAUACGGCUGGCGGAACGCAAUGUUCAUCCAAGGCGCUGUCUCCUUGAACCUGUGUGUUUGCGGGGCGCUCAUGAGGCCCCUGUCUCCUGGGAAGGACAGAAAGGACCCAGCGGGGCGAGAUCCGCGAGUCCUCCCCGAGCACUCCACGGAAUCUAUCAAGACAAGGGGACCGCGGGGCAGGGCGGACGAGAAGGAAGGCAGCCCCGGGCACGAGGAGACCCUCGGUGAGCUCACAGGUCAGGUGUGCCAAGAGGAGGCUGGGCACAGGAAGAACAUGUGCGCCUUUCGGGUGCUGAAGACGGCGAGCCAGCUGACCCUGAGGGUCAGGAAGGGCUUCCAGGACUGGUACUCCGGCUAUUUUGGGGCAGCCUCGCUCUUUACUAACCGAGUGUUUGUAGCCUUUAUAUUCUGGGCUUUGUUUGCGUACAGCAGCUUUGUCAUCCCUUUCAUUCACCUCCCAGAAAUAGUCAAUUUGUAUAAUUUAUCGGAGCAAAACGACGUUUUUCCUCUGACUUCCAUUAUAGCAAUAGUUCACAUCUUUGGGAAAGUGGUCCUGGGCAUUGUGGCAGACUCGCCCUGCAUCAGCGUCUGGAACGUCUUCCUGAUGGCCAACUUCACCCUCGUGCUCAGCAUUUUCAUCCUGCCGCUGAUGCACACCUACGCGGGCCUGGCGGUCAUCUGCGCGCUGAUCGGCUUUUCCAGCGGUUGCUUCUCCCUAAUGCCCGUAGUGACUGAAGACCUGGUGGGGAUUGAGCACCUCGCCAACGCCUAUGGCAUCAUCAUCUGUGCUAAUGGCAUCUCUGCAUUGCUGGGACCACCAUUUGCAGGUUGGAUCUACGACAUCACACAAAAAUACGAUUUUUCCUUCUAUAUAUGUGGUUUACUUUACCUGGUAGGAAUAUUCUUUUUACUCACUCAACUGUGUAUUCAAAUUAUACAACAAUCCAGGAAAAAGCCCAGGGGUGGUGCACAUGUGUAGUGUCAUGUUAUGUUUCAUGUGAGAUUUCUUUGUGGUUCUCACACCUACCUCACCUGGUCGCUGUGAGGGGCCGAUGACAAAUCAUGGGAAAGUGCUCUGUACAGUAACUGGCACUGUCACUUGUAAAUGCCAUUGUCAUUGCUUCACUUGAGAGCAGCACUGCCUUCUUCCGCUUGGGGAGCAGCGACACUGAACAGUAUUCAGGACUCCACGCGUGUAAAGGUGACAAUGGCCUCCAAAGAGAGCCUAUUAAUAAUUGGUAGAAAUGCCCUUAUAAAAACUGUUCUCUCUCAUCAUCCACUGGGACUAGGGUGUUAGACACAGCUUUUCAAAACAAAGACAAGGAAUAAAAGCUUUUUAGUUCAACUAUAGGCAGACCUCAUUUUAUUGCGCUUCACUUUAUUACUGUUCAUGGAUGUUGUGUUUUUUACAAAUCGAGGCAAGGCCCUCAGCUAGCCAAAAGAUUACAACUCGCUUUAUUGCAAUACUCGCUUUGCUGCGAUGGUCUGGAACUGAACUCGCAGUAUCUCUGAGGCGUGCCUGUACUUUGUGAAAUGAAAAUAAAGUAUCUAAAUGCCUCUAGAAAGCUCACAGAUAAAUGGGUUUUAAGCACAAGAGUAUGACUAGACUUCAGAAAUUAAUUGUCACAGGGAGCUAUUUCUCUCCCACUGUAAAAUAAACACA
Pteronotus mesoamericanus is the source of this 2587-nucleotide messenger RNA. It is a transcript of the gene SLC16A14, whose product is annotated as solute carrier family 16 member 14. Gene Ontology annotation, biological process: transmembrane transport. Gene Ontology annotation, molecular function: monocarboxylic acid transmembrane transporter activity. The transcript has 5 exons. The coding region runs from base 371 to 1903 and encodes 510 amino acids. NCBI's taxonomy places the organism in Eukaryota, Metazoa, Chordata, Mammalia, Chiroptera, Mormoopidae. The record is from RefSeq and is a predicted model, not a curated record. Gene Ontology annotation, cellular component: membrane.